Amoebophrya sp. A120 is the source of this 693-nucleotide messenger RNA. Lineage: Eukaryota; Dinophyceae; Syndiniales; Amoebophryaceae. The record is from the annotation of a GenBank genome assembly.
AUGAUCAUGAUGACGGACGCGAAUGAUUAUCAUCGAUUGACGAGCUUCAUGCAUCAUAAUCAUGUUAUUCAUUUCGUGUUGUACACAAGAACUUCUUCCGGCUGUCGUGUGAGAAAAAAUACUACGAGACCUGCAACCUUUUUGCUUUCCGCGGACGAGGAAGGAGCGGCAGCCAUACCCAGGAGCCCGAGUACUACACCGACAGAAAGACCAUGUGAGGGGACCAGGACCUCCAGGGACGGAUUGACCAGGACCCGGCGGACAACGACAAGGAGCUUGCAGGACGAUGUGCGCGAAGAAAUCGACCCGGAGCUGGAGGAGCACAUGAAUCGGGUUGGACAAUACCACGGACGACGGACUCGCUGGAACGUGGACCUACGGACCGAGAACUUGUUUCUUGCGAGAAACGGCGGCGGGCGGUGGAGAGGGAGACCUCCAUACGGAUGGAGUAUUAUCAUGGGACCCGGCGGACGAACGAACGGUGGAAUUAGGAGACGGAUGGAUUACGGGCGGUGGAUUUUUUGGAAGGCACGAGUACUACGGAAGCCGCAUGGAACAACAUACCGACGAAUGGACGACCCGGACACGGUGGAUUUGGAAAAUUAUUCUGGGACAGAGAACCGCGCACACGAAGACGAACGCGACUUGCACCGUAUUUCAUCAUCUUCAGACACGCUCUGGAUGAUUGCAUGA